GGCGAGCUCCAAUGUGUUCAGCAUGUUUGAGCAGGCGCAGAUCCAGGAGUUCAAGGAGGCUUUCACAAUCAUGGACCAGAACAGAGACGGCUUCAUCGACAAGGGUGACCUGAGAGACACGUACGCUGCUCUGGGUCGCCUCAAUGUUGGGAACGAUGAGCUGGACGAGAUGAUGAAGGAGGCCCCUGGCCCCAUCAACUUCACCAUCUUCCUGGCGAUGUUCGGAGAGAAGCUGAAAGGAACUGACCCCGAGGAGACCAUCCUCAAUGCGUUCAAGAUCUUUGAUCCUGAGGGAACAGGAGUCAUAAGAGGAGAGGACAUCAAAUACCAUCUGAUGUCUCAAGCAGACAAGUUCACUGAGGACGAGGUAAACCAAAUGUUCACCAACUUCCCCCUGGAUGUCGCUGGAAACCUCGAUUACAAGAACCUAUGUUAUGUUAUCACCCAUGGAGAGGACAAGGAGCAGGAGUAAAGCGGCCAAUCACAA
Molecule: messenger RNA, 487 nt
Organism: Myripristis murdjan (pinecone soldierfish)
Lineage: Eukaryota; Metazoa; Chordata; Actinopteri; Holocentriformes; Holocentridae
Product: myosin regulatory light chain 2B, cardiac muscle isoform-like
Exons: 6
Coding region: 23-472 (149 amino acids)
Molecular function (GO): calcium ion binding
Source: RefSeq, a predicted model, not a curated record